ACCACUUUUUAUCAUUAGCCUCAACAGAGCUAGCUUACAUUUGGAACUUUAGCCCAAUAAGUGCUCCAGAGGUAACUUAGCUAAAAAAAAAAAGCACUUUAGAGUAUAUACCACUAUGACUCACCUGUCUCUGUCUCAUCUCGUAGCAAGCCCAUGCCUGCCUCUGUAUUUCCUCCAGUCAACGACUUCACACACUGUGCUGUGAACCCUCCUACCGGCAGACAGAUGGGGCUGGAUCAUACGCGGAAGUUUGAGUUCCGCUCCUCACUCAGUCCAGUUCACUUCGAAACUGAGAGCACACGGACUACAGUCACGUUUCUCCUGAGCAGCAGACCCGGCUUCACAAGGCAAGGUGAAUCAUGAGCAGCAGCUACAGCGUCACCCUGGCUGGCCCCGCCCCCUGGGGCUUCAGACUUCAGGGAGGGAAGGACUUCUGCCUGCCCCUCACCAUCUCACGGCUCACUGAUGGAGGGAAGGCAGCCAAAGCCAAGAUUAGCAUUGGAGACAUCAUCCUGUCCAUUGACGGCGUUUCCACAGAGAGCAUGAAUCACCUGGAGGCCCAGAACAAGAUCAAGGCCUGCACAGGCUCCCUGAGCCUCACUCUACAGAGACCGUCGAGCGCCCCCAAGAAUGGAGUGCCUAAGGAUGAACCUCAGGAAAUCAUAAAGCCUGUCCCCAUCACUCACCCUGCCUCGAGCACCACAUACACCAAGCCAUCCAGUCAGCCCAACCCUCUUUACAACAAAACCGCCCGGCCUUUCGGUGCUGGUGGCGGUGUGAUCACAGCUUCCUCCACCCCGGACGCCCCCAAAGUAGCAACUAUUCCCUCUGCAUCCUCCGCUUUCACGCCAGCUGCCCCUUCUCAACCACAGCCUCCGUUUCCGCUGAAGUCGAGCCCAGCUCCCCCGGACUCAACUCUAGCCAGCUCAGUCCCAAAGCCCAGCUCUGGUCGCUCCCCCUUCGCUUCCCCUUACUCCUCUUCCUCCUCGUCUAACUCCUCCUCACCAGCGAGAGUGACAGCCCCCCCUCCCAACUCUAAUGUCCCACAGUCCUCCGUCUAUAACACGCCCAUCAACCUGUACUCCUCUUCCAAUGCUUGUGAGGUGGCUUUGGGACAGAGACGAGGUCUUUUUGAGAGCCAGGGGCUGACAGAGAACUUCAAUGGGAAACUGAUUGAUGACCCGGAGAAUUACGCGUCCCCGCUUGGCGAUGCCAGUAAGAAACGUCUGAUGGAGGACACAGAGGACUGGCAGCCGAGAACCGGCACCUCCCAGUCCCGCUCCUUCCGGAUCCUGGCCCAGCUCACCGGCACUGAAAAUGAGCAAGCUGCAGAAAACAGUGGAAAGAAUGAGGCUGUUGAUACUGCCACUCCAGCUGUGCACACCUCGCCUGCAGCAAAAACAUUUUCCAAAUCUGCAGCAGCACCCAGAAACGGCAAUGUCGUCCCUGCAUCCUCGUUUAAGAGCCCGGCGGCCCAAAACAAGUCUCCCUUCCCGCCUGGAGGUCUACCAGGUUUUCCUAAGGGUGGAGCAGCUCCUUCAUUUGGCAAAGUUACCACCCCUGCACCAAAAGGUCCAGACCGCCCCACCCCACGGCCACACCCACAGGACCUCAACUCUCUGGUGCAGCAGGCGGAGCACAUCCCAGCUGGCACUCGCACCCCAAUGUGUAACAAAUGCAACAGUGUGAUCAGGGGUCCUUUUCUUGUGGCCAUGGGCAUGUCCUGGCACCCUGAGGAGUUCAACUGUGCUCACUGCCACUCCUCCCUGGCAGAACAUGGCUUUGUGGAGGAGAAAGGGCAGGUGUACUGUCCAAACUGCUAUGAGCAGUUCUUCGCUCCCACCUGUGCACGCUGCAACCAGAAGAUCCUGGGGGAGGUCAUGAAUGCCCUGAAACAGACUUGGCAUGUGUCCUGUUUCACCUGUGCCGCCUGCUAUCAGCCAAUCAAAGGCAACAUGUUCCACAUGGAGGAUGGACAGCCAUACUGUGAACAAGACUACUACAGCCUGUUUGGGACAAACUGCCAUGGUUGUGACUUCCCCAUCGAGGCUGGGGAUAAGUUCCUGGAGGCUAUGGGAUUCACCUGGCAUGACACCUGCUUUGUUUGUGCGGUGUGCUCUACUAGCCUGGAAGGUCAGGCGUUCUUCUCGAAAAAAGACAAGGCUCUGUGCAAGAAACAUGCCCACACCGUCAACGUCUGACCUGCCUCCAUGAAUCUGAAGGGGAAAGGGCGUCAGUGUCAGUUUACAGCUAUUCAUAGUGCAGUAAGAUAUUUUGGCAAUUAAAACUGUGUAUUCUGGUAGAAUAACAUUGGGUCAGAGGUGCCACUGUAAGCUUCAUUUUAGCUCUAAUUGUGUAAGUUUAUGUCAGCUUCAUAAAUUUAAGAACAUGCAGGAGCAUCCUGCUUUUUUAUUAUCUGUGCAAAGGUUUCAUUCAUGUGUUUGUGUUGAGGCUUUGGAGGUUCAAGCUCUUUAUGGCGUCACACAGAACAAGAUAGUUCUCUGCAAUGACCUACUGAGCCCCACAAGGGUCACUUUCAGUAUUAGGAUGAAAAAAUUGACGUGUAGAGAUAUUCUAUUACACAAGCAGUGUAAGACAAAUAUUUAGAAAUUUAGAUUAUUUAACAUUGGGGGGAAACAUAUUUAUUUAAAGUGAAGAUUGCUCAAUGUGGGUUAAAAAUGGGAAAUUUUAAUACUGUUAUUGUUUUUUGUUUUUAUAACCAUUUUGUUUAGACAAAGUUGGAACUGCCCAGUAAAUCAAAGCACAAACAUUUGUACAGCAGCGUGGAAAUUAGACACUGCACAUAUCAAUUUUUACUUUUAUUGCAUAACGGUUCUAUGCAAAAAUACAGUUACAUGGUAGAAGAUCCUGUUGUUUAUUUGUAUAUUUUGUUAUAAGUGCAGUUCAGGGGCAAAAGGGUUCAUGAGGAGACAUGAAUCUACUCCAUUUUACUAAUUCCAGUAUUUUAAAUAAAUAUUAUUUGAAUUCCAUUAUGAAAAAAUGCCAUGCUGAUGUAUUACCUUCCCUCCACUUAGCCCUUUUCUACCCAUCAGGAUGCAUCAUGUUGUAUCCGUUCUCACACAUUGUUAUUUUUAUCAUGUUUCAUAAAAUUAACAAAAAUGAUGUUAAUAUAUAUUUCAGUUUUCUUUUGUCUUGCAGUUUCUUUAAAUUGAGUUAAAGGUGCAUGUAUGUUCAUACUUAUGCAAUGGAUUUCUCAUUGGACACUCACCAAAAAAAGCACCAAUCUCUUCACUCUCCUUUCAAUAAAAGAGUUCAACAUUGAAAA
Molecule: messenger RNA, 3286 nt
Organism: Notolabrus celidotus (New Zealand spotty)
Lineage: Eukaryota; Metazoa; Chordata; Actinopteri; Labriformes; Labridae
Gene: pdlim5b
Product: PDZ and LIM domain 5b
Exons: 13
Coding region: 360-2201 (613 amino acids)
Biological process (GO): muscle structure development; heart development; actin cytoskeleton organization
Cellular component (GO): adherens junction; stress fiber; filamentous actin
Molecular function (GO): actin binding; muscle alpha-actinin binding
Source: RefSeq, a predicted model, not a curated record